ACACCAUAAAAUUUUCUAAACGUGUACUUCGUUCUCUCUGCCACCCAUCAAUUUAUAACAUCACUGCCUCCGUCGUUCUCUUCUCUCGCGUUAACCCCCCUCUCUUUAAAGGGAGUGUCUCACGCGCAAUCCUCCAUCUCCCACUCCACCAACCACCCAAUGGCCUCCCGACCGACGCUCCCUAUGUCGAACCCCUCACAAUCAUCCCCGUCCCCGAUUGCCACACCCGCCUUUCGCACCUUCCUCUCACGGGUCUCGUCCUCCAUCCGCCACGGGUUAUCCCACCGCCGCCCGUGGUCCGAGCUUGUCGACCGGAGCUCCAUGGCCCGACCCGAUUCACUCACCGAGGCAUACACUCGGAUCCGCAAGAACCUUUCGUACUUUCGCGUCAACUAUUUAACCCUUCUCGCCCUCGUUCUCGCCCUUUCCCUGCUUUCCCACCCCUUCUCCCUCGUCGUUCUCCUCUCGCUCUUCGCGGCCUGGGCUUUCCUCUACGCCUUCCGGCAAUCCGAUCAGCCUCUGAUCGUUUUCGGCCGGACCUUCUCCGACCGGGAAACCCUUCUCGGGCUGUCCCUUUUGACAGUCAUCGUGGUCUUCCUCACCAGCGUCGGAUCCCUUCUCAUCUCGGCUCUGAUGAUCGGCUUCGCCAUCGUUUGCGCACACGGUGCGUUUAGGGUUCCCGAUGAUCUCUUUCUCGAUGACCAGGAGCCUGCCAAUUCCGGAUUCCUCUCCUUCCUCGGCGGCGCCGCUGCGUCCGCUCCCGCAGUUGCCUCCCGCGUAUGAACCAGAUCUUGACCUCGCUAGCCACGUGUAAGUUUGGUAGCUGCGAAAUUAACCUUCUUGUGUUUGUAGUUGUAGUGAGGAGCUCAAAAGAUUCAUUUGCUUAGGAAAUCCUAGGCAAAUGUUAGGGUUUUUUAUGUUUCUUUUUCUUGGGACCGAUCUUUUAUACAGAUUGGAAUUGAAUCGAACUAUUUGAGAUCUCAUUUUUCUAGACUUGGAUGGGGGAAGAAACAUUAUUAUGGCCUCAACUUUUCAUAGUAGUUCUAGUACUUUUGGUUUUUAAAUGAAUGCAGUUUUAUCAGUUGUACAA
Carya illinoinensis is the source of this 1090-nucleotide messenger RNA. Its product is annotated as PRA1 family protein B3-like. Lineage: Eukaryota; Viridiplantae; Streptophyta; Magnoliopsida; Fagales; Juglandaceae. The record is from RefSeq and is a predicted model, not a curated record. The transcript has a single exon. Gene Ontology annotation, cellular component: Golgi apparatus; endoplasmic reticulum. Gene Ontology annotation, biological process: vesicle-mediated transport. The coding region runs from base 160 to 783 and encodes 207 amino acids.